Messenger RNA from Rotaria sordida, 411 nucleotides. The record is from the annotation of a GenBank genome assembly. Lineage: Eukaryota; Metazoa; Rotifera; Eurotatoria; Philodinida; Philodinidae.
AUGAAACUGUCAACAGGUAUUAGUCAAAAACUAUCUUCAAAUAUUGUAAAAUUAAACUGGAUUUUAGUUCUUGCAACUAUUCUCUUUGUUUGUUGCUCUUGUAUUAAUUCAAAACCAACUGAUUUUGAACAAUUAAGUGAACACCAAAUGCUCGAUAGUAUUUAUCCAACUAUCUUAUUUACUGAUGAUCUUGUUGAACGAGCAGCACCACGUCUUGGUCGUGCUUCACCUCGUCUUGGUCGUGCAUCACCACGUCUUGGUCGACAUAUUCCAGCUCAUAUUCUUUCACAUUUGAAUCAUGCUGACCGAUAUUAUAUUGGUGAUGAUGAUGCAACGUAUGAUUAUCCUCUUGAAGUAGAUUCUUCUCUUAAUGGAAGACGAGCAGCACCACGACUUGGCCGUUCUGUUUAA